AUGUCCAGUUCAUCUCCCAAUCGACCUUCGCCUGAAACUGAUAAACCUAUCGUGAAACGCGCCCCUGGAGCGUGUGCGGAGUGUAGACGCAAAAGGGGCGAUAAGGCUACACGAGCUGGUUCUAAAUGUACGAAUUGCGCUAUUGCGGACGUUGAAUGUGUUUCUGUUGCAUCUCAGAAACCACUGCUACAAAGACAACGAGAAUAUAUCCGCAUAUUGGAAACAAGAGUUAACAGGCUAGAAAAUUACAUACAAGCUCUUUUUCCAGGAGAAGAUAUUGAAACAGUCAUCAGCAAGCCGCCACCCACCGAUAAAGAUCGUGUUGCUUCUCAUAGCUCGUCUCCUCUGGUCAAAGAAUCUCUGGUUAAGAAAGAUCAUGUAAGUGGAGGUGAUCCUCCAGAGUCUUUAGGCUUGGCCGAUGAAGAAGACAUCGAGCAUGUCGCUCUUGUCAAGCAACUUGGGUCUUUGAAUUUGACUCCAAGCGUCAUAUAUCGAUUCUUUGGAGCUGCCAGCCCGUUCAUGGCAGCGAAGCAAGCUGCUACUUUGAAAAGUAUGCAUACUGGCAUACCUGAUACAGGAGUCCACCCCAAAAAUUACAGAAGACCGUUGUACUGGGGUAUGAGCUCUUGGGAAUCUGAAUGGGUAACAUCACCUCCAGCACCUUAUAUUUACCCAGAUUUCGAUCUCAUGCUCGACUUAGUCCAAAUCUACUUUCAAAAAACUAACAGUCUCUUCCCUAUUAUUCACGAACCGACGUUCAUGAAAGGCAUUAUGUCUGGUAAACACUACGGGGACCAAUCGUUUGGCAUGACAGUCCUUCUAGUCUGCGCGAAUGGGGCAAGAUACUCCAAGGAUCCUCGAGUUAUUUUCGCACCAGAUGCGGCGGGCUCGGAGUUUUCUGCAGGCUGGCACUAUUUCUCCCAGGUACCGUUCCAUCGACGGAUCAUGCUGUAUACCCCUACUGUGUACGAUCUGCAGUACUAUGCCUUGGCUGCCGUCUACCUCACUGGCUCGUCCAUGUGCCCCGUGAGCUGCAACCUCGUCGGGAUAGGGCUACGAUACGCCAUUGAGAUGGGUGCACACCGUCGAAACGGCCAGGAUCGCCCCACGGCAGAUACGGAGCAUAUGAAACGCGCGUUUUGGGCGCUUUUCUGCUUGGACUCUAUAGAUAGCUCGUUCUACGGUCGGCCAUCGGGCAUCUCGCAUGAAUCUAUUGAUAUCGAAUAUCCCGUUGAGUGUGACGAUGAGUAUUGGGAGCAUCCGAACCCCGCGAAGGCGUUCAAACAGCCAGCAGGGAUACCGUGUAAAAUUUCAAGCUUUAUUCAUCUAAUCAAGUUGUGCGAGGUUCUUGGAUUUGCGUCGAGAACAUUGUACUCCACGUAUAAAUCGAAAUUGCUAUCGGGAUAUCUGGGGGGUGACUGGGAGAUACGCAUGGUAGCCGAAAUUGACUCGUCGCUCAACAAGUGGAAGCUGUCACUACCGGCGCAUUUGGUCUGGGACCCCCACCGGGAGGAUAUGUUGCAUUUCCAACAAUCGGCCCAUUUACACUACUUGCUUGCCUACAUACAGAUCCAGUCUCACCGUCUCUUUUUGACAAGACAAUCAUCCCUGUCGUUUGCGUCUCUCGCAAUGUGUACGAGCGCUGCAAGGUCAUGUGGCCAUAUUCAAGAAGCUGCUAUCGCGAGAGAUCUCCGAAUUCUCCCACAGACCAUCGUUCGUCAAGAUCACCCCUUCAAGAUCGUCUGCCACUGA
Messenger RNA from Psilocybe cubensis, 1752 nucleotides. Its product is annotated as Putative transcriptional regulatory protein. The transcript is spliced from 10 exons. Gene Ontology annotation, biological process: DNA-templated transcription; regulation of DNA-templated transcription. Lineage: Eukaryota; Fungi; Basidiomycota; Agaricomycetes; Agaricales; Agrocybaceae. The coding region runs from base 1 to 1752 and encodes 583 amino acids. Gene Ontology annotation, molecular function: DNA-binding transcription factor activity, RNA polymerase II-specific; zinc ion binding; DNA binding. The record is from RefSeq and is a predicted model, not a curated record.